This is a messenger RNA of Lolium perenne, 1383 nucleotides long. RefSeq lists its product as uncharacterized. Lineage: Eukaryota; Viridiplantae; Streptophyta; Magnoliopsida; Poales; Poaceae. The record is from RefSeq and is a predicted model, not a curated record.
AUGGCAUUGGUGACGACGUACGGCAAGCCUGACGUCUUCCUAACGAUGACCUGCAAUCCUAACUGGCCAGAGAUACAGGAUGAGUUGUUUCCUGGCCAAACCGCGCAGGUCCGACCUGAUCUUGUGGCCCGAGUGUUCAGGGCCAAGCUAGAGACCAUGAAAGAUAUGCUGACUAAGGAGCAUAUCAUAGGCGUUGUGAAGGCGUACGUCUACGUGGUAGAGUUCCAAAAGAGGGGACUGCCACAUGCCCAUUUCCCGUUGAUCAUGGAUUCAAGAUAUAAGCUUGUUGUGCCAGAACAGUAUGAUCGUGUCAUAUCCGCCGAGCUUCCUGACAAGCAUAAGUACCCUGAACUUUACGCCAUGGUCGUGAAGCAUAUGAUGCAUGGCCCAUGCGGUGUGCUGAAGCCCAAGAACGUGUGCAUGCAAGAAGGGAAGUGCAAGUGCAGGUACCCUCGGGAGUUCAACAAGACCACCGUACAGGGAAAGGACUCCUACCCUCUGUACAGGAGACGAAAAGAUGGAAGUUCAGCGAAGGUCCGCGGUCAGAUGCUAGACAACAGAUGGGUAGUGCCCUACAACCCUUACCUGCUGCGCAUGUUCAACUGCCACAUCAACGUGGAGGUGUGCUCUAGCAUAAAGGCUGUCAAGUACCUGUACAAAUACAUAUACAAGGGCCACGAUCAUACUUCGUUUAACAUUGACAUACCUGACACUCAAGGUAACAUUGACGAGAUCAAGAGAUUCAUUGACGCGAGGUGGGUUACUCCUCCGGAAGUAAUGUGGGGGAUAUUCGGGUUCAUUCUCUGCGAGAACUACCCGUCGGUCCUACAGCUACCGCUACAUCUGGAGGGCAUGCACAGAGUCACAUUCAAAGAAGGAGAUGACCUGAAGAAUGUUCUUGCCAGUGAUGGCGCGGACAAGUCUAUGCUGACGGAGUAUUUCAAGACUAACCGGGACCGCGACGAUGCAAGACAUAUUCUGUACAAUGACUUUCCAGGAACGUUCAGAUGGCUAUCAACAAAGGUAUGGCAGAAGAGGAAAAACCGGGUUUUCCAAGUAGGACGAAUCGUGUCAGCCAAUCCUGCCGAGGGGGAUCGGUACUUUCUAAGGGUGCUUCUAAACCACGUAACAGGCUCCCAGUCCUUCCAAGACCUAAAAACAGUUGACGGUGUGCUAUGUGAUAACUUCCGGCAGGCCGCCGAGAGGAGGGGUCUCAUCGAGGCCGACAACACCCUUGACCAGUGUCUUACUGAGUCAGCCCAAUGGGCCAUGCCAGUCUCGCUCAGGAGGCUAUUCGCGACAAUCUUGGUAUUCUGUGAGGCCAGCGACAUACGCGGUCUAUGGGAUAGGCACCUUGAGGAUAUGUCUGAUGACUUCAGGUGA